Molecule: messenger RNA, 1319 nt
Organism: Linum tenue
Lineage: Eukaryota; Viridiplantae; Streptophyta; Magnoliopsida; Malpighiales; Linaceae
Source: the annotation of a GenBank genome assembly
AGACAGAAUAAGGACACCAUUCUAUAAAAGCUCACCCUUAUCUUCAACCCUUUCUCUCACACAGUCUCCACUACCCACUCUCCCCUUCCCAACAAACAACACCCAAUUUCUCUGUUCUCGAGAGAAACCCAAAAGCUCAAAACUUCUUGAGAGAGAAAGCGCAGCAGCUAUGGAGGGCAAGGAAGAAGAUGUUAGGUUGGGAGCUAACAAGUUCUCCGAGAGGCAGCCCAUUGGAACCUCUGCUCAAACUGACAAGGACUACAAGGAGCCACCACCAGCUCCAUUGUUUGAGCCUGGUGAGCUCUCUUCAUGGUCAUUCUACAGAGCUGGAAUCGCCGAGUUCAUGGCCACUUUCCUGUUCCUCUACAUCACUGUCCUUACUGUAAUGGGCGUCUCCAAGUCCCCUUCCAAGUGCUCCACUGUGGGUAUUCAGGGUAUCGCUUGGGCCUUUGGUGGCAUGAUCUUCGCCCUUGUGUACUGCACCGCUGGUAUCUCAGGUGGACACAUCAACCCAGCAGUGACAUUUGGGUUGUUCUUGGCGAGGAAGCUGUCCUUGACAAGGGCGGUGUUCUACAUCAUCAUGCAGACGCUUGGAGCCAUCUGCGGUGCUGGUGUGAUCAGGGGAUUCGAAGGAAAGCAGACCUUUGAGGUCAAUGGUGGUGGCGCCAACGUGGUGGCCGGUGGCUACACUAAGGGUGAUGGUCUUGGUGCUGAGAUUAUUGGUACCUUUGUCCUUGUCUACACCGUCUUCUCAGCUACUGAUGCCAAGAGAAACGCCAGAGACUCCCAUGUUCCUAUCUUGGCACCUCUCCCAAUCGGGUUUGCAGUGUUCUUGGUACACUUGGCCACCAUCCCCAUUACCGGAACCGGCAUUAACCCAGCUAGGAGUCUUGGAGCUGCAAUCAUCUACAACAAGGACCAUGCAUGGGAUGACCAUUGGAUCUUCUGGGUUGGACCAUUCAUUGGUGCUGCACUAGCUGCUCUCUACCACCAGGUUGUUAUCAGAGCCAUUCCUUUCUCAAGCAAGUCUUAAAUUAAUCAAAGCAUUAAGGAGGAAGAAACAUUUCAGCCGGACUCCUUUCAGCUUCUCGAUCAUUUCAAUCCUCUGAGUGUUGGCUUCUUUCUGUUUGUAUGGCUGGGCUUGUUAUCUAUAUCUCCAUGUGACUCUGGAUUCUGAGAGUUGUUAGUUAUUACUCUCCUAUAAUGUGUGUAAAUUAUUCUCUAGUGCUUGUUUGUAUCCCAUGUGGUGAAGAUGUAUUUGAAUUAUUGAGUUUGUAACAACCAUCUUGGAUAUGCACUGUUCUUUCUAUCUAUCUAUC